Molecule: messenger RNA, 7974 nt
Organism: Branchiostoma floridae (Florida lancelet)
Lineage: Eukaryota; Metazoa; Chordata; Leptocardii; Amphioxiformes; Branchiostomatidae
Exons: 13
Coding region: 145-6786 (2213 amino acids)
Source: RefSeq, a predicted model, not a curated record
ACAAAAGCAGUACCGCGAAGAAACAGUGGGUGAACUACAAGAGGUGCAGCAAGAGCGCAAGCAAGCCGAGAAAGUCGAGCAAGUCGUCGGCACAUCUUCUUCAAGGAUCAGCCUUACGAGGUGUGCAAGGACGUCUCCGGCUCCAUGCGGCUCCGCUUCUUGCAAGGUGACGUCCACAACGCUGAGUUUGACGAGAGGUCGAGGGUAGAGGCUCUCCAAGAGAUUUCUCUGGUCCGCAGCGAAAGAUCUAAGGCCGAACAGGUUGAGCAGCUUGUAGGCACGAUAUUCUUCAAGGAUCAACCCUACGAAGUUUGCUCGAACGUGGCCGGGAAGUUGAGGCUGCGCUUCCGCGAAGGAGAAGUCAGCAACGCCGAGUUCGACGAGCGGUCGAAGCUAGAGGUGUUAGAGGAACUCCAACAAGUGAGGCAGAAUCUUCUGAAAGCAGAAAAAGUGGAUCAGGUGGUCGGAACCAUCUUCUACAAGGAUCAGCCGUACGAGGUUUGUCAGGAUGUGGCUGGUCAGAUGCGACUGAUGUUCAGAGGAGAGGUUCACAACGUCGAAGCAGACGACAGCACAAUUCUGGAGAGAACUGAAGAGCUGGAACAGGUGAAGGAAGCCGUGCAGGCAGCCGAGCGCGUUGACCAAGUGGUCGGCACGAUUGUCUACAAGGACCGGCCCUACGAAAUCUGCAAGGAUCUCGCUGGUGGCAUGAAAUUACGCUUCUCGGAAGGAAACGUCUCAAACGCGGAGUUCGACUACAGAACCGUCAUUGAAACACAGGAGGAGAUAGAGCGCAUGCGCGUCGAACGGCUCGCACAGGAGCAAGUCGACCAAUCAGAUGUCGGCACCCGUUACGACAGAGAUAUCCCUCCGCCGACAAUAGGGGCAGUGAAGGCCUCAAUGGCCGAGAAGUUCAAGCGUGGAGACGUACACAAUGCUGAAUUUGACCUAGCUGAGAAAGAGCGGACAGUGGGUGAACUCAAGUUCGUACAAGAAGAGCGAGCCAAAGCCGAGCCGGUGGAGCAAGUCGUCGGCACCAUUUACUACAAGGAGGAGCCAUACGAAGUCUGCCAAGAUGUCAACACGGGCACCAUGCGCCUGCGGUUCCUUCAAGGCAAAGCCUGGAAUGCCGAGCUGCGCGAAGUCGGAAAACUGGAACUCGCAGAGGAAAUCGAGCUGGUGAAGUCGCUUAGACGCCCCACAGGAAAGCUCUUCAUCGAACAAUCCGUUGGAACCGUGUAUUUCAAAGAUCAUCCCUACGACAUCUGUAAGGACACGGCAGGAAACCUUCGUCUUCGCUUCCAGAAGGGAGACGUGCACAAUGCUGAGCUCGACCAGACGUUCCGGAUAGAGUCCAUUGAAGAGAUCGAACAAGUGAAACGAGAGAGAGCAGGCGCCCAGCCCGUCGACCAGGUGGUCGGUACGAUCUACAUCAAGGAGAUUCCUUACAAUGUCUGCAAGGAUGUCACAGGAAGCAUGAAGCUCAAGUUCCGCGAAGGCGAUGUACACAACGUAGAAGUUGACGAGCGCACGCAACUGGAAAGAAUGGAAGAGCUGUCCACAGUUAAAGAAGCCCGUGCCCAAACAGUCGUCGAAGACCAGAUCGUCGGCACAAUCUACUACAAGGACCAACCCUACGAAAUCUGCCGUGACGCCGCUGGACAGAUGCGGCUUAGAUUUCAAAAAGGGGAUGUCCAUAAUGCUGAAUUUGACCUACGAUCAAAGCUUGAAACUGUUGAAGAAAUUGAGCGAGUGAAAGAGGCGGUGCAGAGCGCCGAGAGGGUUGAGCAAGUCGUCGGCACGAUUUACUUCAAGGAUCAGCCUUACGAGGUGUGUAGGGAUACCGCCGGCUCUAUGCGGAUCCGCUUCCUCAAGGGUGACGUGCACAACGCAGAAUUCGACCUGGCAUCUCGGGAACAGGUGAUCCAAGAGCUCGCAGAAGUCAAGGAAUCCAUCGCCAGCGCCGAGAAGGUAGACCAAAUAGUCGGUACUGUUUACUUUAAGGAUAAGCCGUACGAAGUUUGUCGCGAUGUCUCAGGCGCAAUGAAGCUACGCUUCACCAAGGGAGAAGUCUCCAACGCUGAGUUCGACACGCGCUCAAGGGAACAAGUCGAGGAGGAGAUCUCCAUGGUCAAGGAAGCUGUCUCCUCCGCCGAACGUGUAGAACAAGUUGUGGGAACGAUCUAUUACAAAGACCAACCGUAUGACGUUUGCCGUGACGUCACAGGGGCCAUGCGCAUGAGGUUCCGUACUGAAGACGUCCACAACGCCGAAUUUGACACGCGCGAAAGGGAAGAGAUUGAGUACGAGAUCCAGCGCGUCAAGGAAGAGCGUGCCCAAGCGGAGUUUGAAGACCAGAUUGUCGGGACGAUCUACUACAAGGACCAGCCUUACGAGGUUUGCCGGGACACUGUUGGUCGCCUGCAGAUCCGCUGGGGACAAGGCGACGUGCAAAACGCCGAGCUCACCGAUGUUGGCAAGCUGAAACUUGCCGAGGAAAUAGAAGAGGUGCAUAAGGAACGGGCGCAUGCUGGGCGCAUCAAACAGGACGUGGGAGCAAUCUAUGACAAAGAAGCCCCCGGACCAGAGGUCGGGAAACUCAAGUGGCAAAUGCAGCAGAAAUUCAAAGAAGGUGACGUCUUCAACGCCGAGCUUGACCGCACUGAUUGGCUGCAGGCUCAACAAGAGAUUGAACGCGUUCGGAUCGAGCGCAAGGACUUCCAGCCUGAGGACCAAGUGGUCGGGACUAUAUAUUUCAAGGAUCAGCCAUACGAGGUCUGCAAAGACGUCACUGGAGCUCUUCGACUUAUGUUCCGCACAGGCGAGGUCAUACAUGCUGACUUCGACGAGUCUUUCCGCCUCCAGGCGUUGGAGGAGAUUGAGGAAGUGAGGCGGGAGAGAGCUCAGGCUCAGUUUGAAGAGCAGAUCGUCGGCACGGUGUAUUACAAAGACCAGCCUUACGACAUAUGUCAGGACCUAGCGGGAAAGCUCCGGCUCAGGUUCCUGCAGGGAGAUGUUCACAACGCCGAGCUGACAGACGUCGGGAAACUUGAGCUUCAACGCGAGAUAGAGGAAGUUGAGCGAGAGCGAGUCGGCGCGCAGCCGAUAGACCAGCGUGUCGGGACCAACUACACCCCGGAGAAACCCACCAAGGACGUCGGAAAGGUGAAGUGGGCCAUGCAAAACAAGUUCAAGAAAGGCGACGUCUCAAACAUCGAAAUCGACAGAGAGUACUACCAACAAAAGGCACAGGAAUUGGAAGAAGUCAAAGUUGGACGCUUGCAAUUCGAGCCAGUGGAACAGGUUGUCGGUACAGUGUACUACAAGGAGAUACCGUUCGAAGUCUGCAAGGAUGUCGGUGGGCAACUGAGGAUGCGUUUCAGACAGGGCAACGUCAGCAAUAUUGAAGUAGACGAAGAAACCCGAAUGAUGACCUUAAAGGAGCUUGAACUGGUCCAAGAAGAAAGGAAGAAAGCUGUCUUCGAACAGCAAACUGUAGGAACAGUUUAUUGGAAAGAUAAGCCAUAUGAAAUAUGUAGAGACACUGCCGGCAAGCUGCUGAUGCGUUUCCUAGAAGGCGAUGUCCACAAUGCAGAACUUGCCGACGUCGGUAAACUCCAACUGCAAGAGGAGAUACAAGAAGUGCAGAAAGAAAGAGCGAACGUGCAGCCACUCAACCAGCAGGUUGGCACAAAUUACACUCCAGAAAAACCGACCAAAGACGUCGGUAAAGUCAAAUGGACCAUGCAAGACAAGUUUAAGAAAGGCGAUGUCAGCAACAUAGAGAUAAACCGAGAAUACUACGAAGAAAAGGCCAAGGAGAUCGAGGAGGUUAAAGUGGGACGUCUCAACUUUGAAGCAGAAGAGCAAGUUGUAGGCACGGUGUACUACAAGGACCGACCUUACGAAGUGUGUAGGGAUCUUGCCGGACAGUUGAGAAUGCGUUUUGCACAAGGAAAUGUGAGCAACAUAGAAAUAGACGAAGAGACAAGACGGAGAGCCCUUGAGGAACUGGAGCUAGUCCGCGAAGAACGAGAGAAAGCCGUGUUCGAGGAACAGACUGUAGGGACGGUAUACUGGAAAGACAAGCCUUACGAAAUCUGUAGGGACACCACUGGCAAACUUUUGAUGCAUUUUAUGGAGGGCGAUGUUCACAACGCCGAGCUUCGCGAUGUAGGGAAGUUAGAAAUCAAACAAGAGAUCGAAGAAGUUCAAAAAGAAAGAGCAAGUGCCCAACCUCUUGAUCAACAAGUGGGAACAAACUACACUCCAGAAAAAGCUCCCGCUGACAUUGGAAAAAUCAAAUGGUCUAUGCAAAACAAGUUCAAGAAGGGAGACGUGUCUAACAUUGAAAUUGAUCGGGAAUAUUAUGUCGAGAAAGAGAAGGAACUUGAAGAAGUCAAAGUCGGACGUCUUAACUUUGAGCAAGUUGAUCAACAAGUCGGCACGGUUUACGAGAAGGACGUGGUUCCUGCAGCAGUCAAGGCUGUCAAGAAGGAAGCGUCGAGGAAGUUCAAGACAGGUGACGUCAGCAAUGCCGAACUUGACGUCAGUUCCCGGAUGGAGGCGCUCCAGGAGUUGGAGGAAGUCCGCACCGAGCGCUCGCAGAUGGAAUUCGAGCAGCAGGUGGUCGGAUCCGUCUACGAGAAAGACGUUCCUCCGCCUGAAUGCAAAGUGCGCAGAUUCGUCGCCGAGAAAUUCAAGAAGGGUGACGUGUCAAACAUCGAGAUCAACCGGGAGAUCUUCGAGCAGAAACAGAAGGAGCUCGAGGAGGUUCGUGUCGGCCGGCUGAGUGUCGAGGCGGAGGACCAGAUUGUCGGCGCACGGUACGACAAGGAGGUGAUACCGUCCAGAAUCGACACGGCCAAGGAAGCGAGGAUGAAGUUCCUGCAGGGACAAGUGUCUAACGCCGAGCUGGACGACCGGACGCGUCAGGAGGCGCUGGCGGAGCUGGAGUCGGUCCGGUCCGCCCGGCUGCAAAUGGAAGAGGUGCGGCAAGAAGUCGGCACCAGGUACGACAAGGAUCUUCCACCACCCGAGUGCAGCCAAGUCAAAAAGAUUGUAGCAGCCAAGUUCAAAGAAGGGGAUGUUCACAACGCAGAGUUGGACUUCCGUUCGAGACUCGAAGCAGAAAAGGAAAUAGAGCGUGUACUGGUGGAGAGGCAGCAGUACGAGGACGAGGUACUUCCGGUGGGUACGGUGGUGGAGAAGGAGCGUGCAGAUCUGGUGUGUAGGGACGCCUCGCGCCAGGUCAAAGGUCGCUUCAUCAACGGAGUUGUCGAGGACGAGCACGAGCACGACCCUGGCCUGAAGGAACGAGAAGAAAUCACCGAGGAAAUCCUGUUGAUCCGUCAGAGACAGCUUGAGGAAGAGGAGCGCCUGAUCAGGGAGCGGUUCGAGCGCGGCGAGAUCAUCAGUGAGGAGGUGAUCCAGAAGCUGAGGGAAUCCCGUAGGAGGAUCCAGGAGGAGAUCGAGGAGUACGUGUUGACGACUCCGACAGAGAUCCGAGUGGUGUACGAGUCUGAGCCAGUAGAAAGCGACCUGCCCUGCGAAGGUGAUAUGGAAGACGUUCCCGUGGUGCUCGGCAAGUCCAAGAACGUUCGGAAGCGCUUCGAGAGCCUGGGAGACCGGGAGGAGCUGGUCAUCAUGCACGUGCCGAAGGACAGGGUCUGGAAAGCUGUUCCUGCACGCCAGCCUGCCAAGAAACACGAGGUGGUGAAGUUGGAGAUGAUACGUAGCGCCAGGGUUCAGGUGGAGAGACCGAGCGGCCUGUCUCCGCACCAAUUCCUCCCUCCCCACGUCCCCCCAACACCGCUCCCAAGGACCGAACCACCAAAGAAAGCUGUACCUGUCCCCGAGAAGCCGCCGACGCCGCCACCGGAGAAGAAGGUGGUGUUCACUCCCAAACCUACACCCUCGCCUGCCAAAAAACACAAGGUGGUUAAAGUGGAGAUGAUACGGAACGCCAGGGUUCAGUUAGAGAAGCCGAGCGGCCAGUCUCCGCACCAAUUCCUCCCUCCCCGCGUCCCCCCUACACCGCCCCCACGGACCGAACCGCCAAAGGUGACGUUUGAAGAGCCAACCCUGGUGCCCGCAGCCGAGCCCCGUAGAGUGACGGUUGGUCCCGUAGCCGCUACCAAGACUGUGGCAAAGGCGCUCGUCGCCGAGCCAGUGAGAGGCCCCAAGACUGUGGUCACCGGGCCCGUCGUAGAGUCACGAGUAGUGGCGACCGGUGGCCGAGAUGUAUCGACCAAACGCGAGGAAAGCCGAGACGUCUCGAUCAAACGCGAUGAAACCCGAAAGAUAUUCGUCGGGCCAGCCCAAGUGACCACAAAAGUUGAAACGGUGAGGGGCGACCCGAGCGUACAGCGCCACGUGGAGACCGGGCCCGUGGAAGAGGUACGGGAGGUCAUCACGGACCCAGACGGCACCAAACGCACCAUCAUCCGCCGCCGGGUCGUCAAGACCACCAAGACAACUACCAGCACUCCCGUCAUCACCAAGCGGGUGGAAACCAAGACACAUGCGGCGAGUGCGAACGGCAUGAUGGGAAGUGGCACAAACAUGGCUGCCCCAGACUCACCCAGUGAUGAGGAGGAACUUCAGGAAUUUGGUCCGGUCUGGGGUAACUCGUACAGCGGAACAGAAAGUCACCAUGUCCUCGAAGAAGGUGACGUCAUCUUCCGGGGAAUCCGUAGCCAAGGCAACCAAGACGAUCACCCGACAAGUAUCCCCUGGGGACGUGAGGGUGGAAACACAGAUAAAACAGGCUCGUUCCCAGGAUAAAACAUCAGUAACCAAACGUACCACAUAAAGACGAAUGUAAAUGAAUUCAUAACUGUUGAUGUGCAACAUCGAUAUUUCUGAGGGAAAUAGGAAAAAAAACAAAAAACGAAACAAGAGUUCGAGAUGGACAUGUUUUCGAGAAUUUAAAAUCAGAAUAUUACGAAUGUGAAAAUGGCAGGCGUGAAAAGCAGUUAAACGACACGGCAUUCAAUAGAUUGGUAAACUAGUAAUUUAUGUCAAGGAUUUUACCUCCUUGAAUAUAUUAAGGGCGCUGGCACAAUAUUUGCCAUACUAUUUGAAUUGAUAUCUUGCUAUGAAGUUCUUCCCAACGCAAUUUGAAAAAGCAACGAAGUGUUUACAUCAUGGAUCAUAGAAUGUCUGUUUUUCAUAUGGAUAUACUGAGUGGAUUAAUAAUUACCAUUUUCUGCGUAUUUAGCUCAUAUAUCAAUAGGCUGCGUGUUCAUUUCUAUCAUCUUGAAACCAAUGUAUUACAAAUAUGAUGAUCAUGAUGAUGAUAAAAGCAAGGUAUCUAGCCACCCACUGGAUUGCCACCUAGGUGCGCCACCUAGCGCACGUCUAUGCAAAUGCAAUGCUGUAAAACCUACCGACAUGUUCGGGAUAAUCGUUGAUGGUUUAUGUUUUUCAUAGGGAUGUGUUUUUACAAAACUUAAUAAAACUGCGGUUACGAAUUCUGCAUGAAACAAGUUUGCAACAGUCAAUGAAUGAAAACUGCAAUUCCUGGGCUUUUUUAAUCGUAAACUUCAUGCUAGACGAAACAAAAUGAAUAGGCGAAAACAGAAUUCAUAACCAUCUGAGUGAAACUAGCUUUUGUGAAAUAUGUCUAAACAAGGUUAUGUCGAGUGCAACGCAGCAAAUAAAAAAUAAGUAUCGAAAGGCUAUGGUGUGAUAUAAAACGUAUGUAUGCUACAAUACAAACCAUUUUGCUUUAUGUAUAUCCAGUAUGUGCAAUAGGAUUUAAUGAUUUACCUUACGUUUAACAUAUUCUAUGCUACAACCAAACUGCUGAUAUUAAGUAACUCGCUAGAUGGAGCGGUAGUGUGCUGUUGUCAUUUUCCUGUUGUUGAAGUAAACCCGAAUUUGCUUUCAGUGCUGAAGUACACGACAUUACUACUGCUGAGCUUGUUAAGGCAGUUUCAAAAAUAAAAUCGACAACUGAACUGUCGACAA